AUGAACAUUUCUAGAAACUCCAACGACGGCAUCAUCACGAACCCCGAACACCCCACAAUGCCUCAAUUAAUCUCGCCUCUGGCCCUUCGGGCCUUGCGGACUCUUGUCCAGCGCCCCGCCAUCACAUCAACACCCCUCCGUACCCUCACCACCUCCACCAGCGCCUUCCGCCCACAGCCCGCGCUCACCUCGCGCUUCAACUUCCAGCCCGUGUUCCGCACCCAAACGGCUCUGUCUCUGUCGGCCACUGCCCGCCGGCAAUUCUCCAGCUCCCCGAUUAUCCGUGCGACAUAUAACCAGGUCCGCCGUGGCUGCCGACAGGGUCAGCGUGCGCGCCGGGGACGUUCGCCCGCACUGAAGGAGCACCCAGCGCUGAAGGGUGUGUGUCUUAAGACCGGUGUCACCAAGCCCAAGAAGCCCAAUUCUGGAGAGCGAAAGAUUGCCCGUGUUCGUUUGAGUACUGGCAAGGUUAUUACUGCCAUUAUUCCCGGAGAAGGUCACAAUAUUCAGCAGCACAGUGUCGUUCAGGUUCGUGGUGGCAGAGCUCAGGAUUGUCCGGGUGUGAAAUACCACUUGGUUCGUGGUGCUAUGGACCUGAGUGGUGUUGGAAGUCGGAACUCUAGCCGUUCGAAGUACGGAACUAAGAAGCCUAAGAGCAACUAG
Penicillium pulvis is the source of this 663-nucleotide messenger RNA. Its product is annotated as mitochondrial 37S ribosomal protein uS12m. Gene Ontology annotation, biological process: translation. Gene Ontology annotation, cellular component: ribosome; small ribosomal subunit. The record is from RefSeq and is a predicted model, not a curated record. Gene Ontology annotation, molecular function: structural constituent of ribosome. Lineage: Eukaryota; Fungi; Ascomycota; Eurotiomycetes; Eurotiales; Aspergillaceae. The coding region runs from base 1 to 663 and encodes 220 amino acids. The transcript is spliced from 2 exons.